This is a messenger RNA of Dimorphilus gyrociliatus, 1142 nucleotides long. The record is from the annotation of a GenBank genome assembly. Lineage: Eukaryota; Metazoa; Annelida; Polychaeta; Dinophilidae.
ACUAGUCGGCCAGAAACCGUCAUUUGUCUAUUAGAAUUGAACCGGUUUGGAGAGUAGAUAGGAAAAGUACUUCUGUAGAUUGUUAUAAAAUAUCAGAAACAAUGCCAGAAACAACUAAAACUGUCGUCUUAACCGGAUUUGGUGGAUAUGAAAAAUUAGAAGUACAAGAUUUGCCGAGAAAGGAUCCAGGACCAAAUGAAGUCGAGGUCAAUAUUCAGGCAUCAGGCAUUAACUUUGCUGAGCUGAUGUGCAGACAAGGCCUGUAUGAUAAUGCACCGAAACUACCCGGUGUGUUGGGUCUAGAAGGAGCAGGAAUCAUCAGUUCUUUAGGUAGCGAGGUAAAGUCGCUUCGAAAGGGAGACAGAGUUCUCUGUUUAAAAGCCUUCGGUUUAUGGACCGAAUAUGCUAUUGUUGAUGCAGAUCAAUGCUUUGUUAUACCCGAUGAAAUGACAAUGGAAGAGGCCGCUGCGAUUCCCGUUAAUUAUAUCACAGCUUAUCAUAUGCUUUUCGACAUGGGUAGCUUGCGAAAGAAUAAGUCUGUUCUAAUUCAUAUGGCAGCCGGUGGAGUGGGUAUUGCUGCCACUCAACUAUGUAAGACCGUUGAAAACGUGACAGUCUACGGUACAGCAUCUGCCGGCAAGCACGACAUUAUAAAGGAAAUGGGCGUCGACUAUCCGAUUGAUUACAGGACUAAGGAUUACGUACAGGAAAUUAGAGCUAUUUCGCCAAAGGGUGUUGAUAUUGUUCUUGACCCGCUUUCUGGAGAUGAUUCUAAUAAAGGUUUCGAUCUACUAAAACCGCUUGGAACGAUCGUUCACUUUGGAGCAGCAAAUAUGGUAACUGGAAAAACAAGAAGCUUAUUCAGUGUUGCUGCUACUUGGUGGAAGACAAAGAAUGUUAAUCCAUUAGGUUUGAUGAGACAAAAUAAAUGUGUAGCAGGAUAUCAUCUAGGGCAUUUAACUCACGAGAAAGAGCUUGUAACAUCAGCUGUUCUCGAUUUGAUUGCUCUGUAUAAGGAAGGAAAAAUCAAACCUAGAAUUGAUUCUGUUUGGUCAUUCGAUAAGAUUGGAGACGCAAUGGCGCAGAUGAACGAGCGCAAGAAUAUUGGAAAAGUGAUUAUUAAACCGCAUAAAGUUGAUUAG